Molecule: messenger RNA, 585 nt
Organism: Fusarium oxysporum Fo47
Lineage: Eukaryota; Fungi; Ascomycota; Sordariomycetes; Hypocreales; Nectriaceae
Exons: 4
Coding region: 1-585 (194 amino acids)
Source: RefSeq, a predicted model, not a curated record
AUGAGUGAUGUUAUCACUGAAGACUUCGACGUCAAUGAUGCGUAUCGUGGUACUCAUGAGCCCGAGCGACCUGUGUCUCCCUUCUCAAAGCCAGGCUUUCUUCCAACAGAGCUCAUCACCCCUCGUUUCCAGAUGGCCAGUUUUGAGGAACAGAGGCUGAGCCUCGACUGCAAAGUCUCUUCCUCACUUGAGAAGCUUGGAGUGCCCGAUAGGGAUGGGAGCUUUGGGAUAACUAACUCCACCGAUGUCCUUCCGGCUUUAGACCCAUUAUCCAGCGGGCACUCAUCACAAAGCUCAAUCAAUCGUGACGAUUCACCCAGCGCUCAGGCCUCGAAUCUCAAGAGGACUUCAAGCAGUAAGACCGAUGACUCUGUCCCUAAGAUGAAAUGCCGCGAAGCUAUAGAUGAUCUGUGUUCUGUCACUGAAGAGGACCUACCGUCAACGCCUGAGUCGCCUGAGAACUGGACGAUCAACUGCGGCCAGUUACUGGCACCAUGCCGCGACAAUCACGACUUUCAUAACAGCUCUGUUGAUGAUCGCUGUAGUGUUGCUGGUGCAAUCUCAGCAAUGGAGAUCACCGAAUAG